This is a messenger RNA of Jatropha curcas, 1804 nucleotides long. Lineage: Eukaryota; Viridiplantae; Streptophyta; Magnoliopsida; Malpighiales; Euphorbiaceae. The record is from RefSeq and is a predicted model, not a curated record.
AUAUUUGUGAGACCCAAAAACCAAAUUUAUAUUUUCACCUGUGUCGCCGCUCGCCUCUACUCUCUUCUUUCUGCCACUGUUCCCCCCUUUGCUCUCAUCUGAAUAUGUUAAAUAACUAAUCUCUUCCAUCUUUCUAACCCUAAGAACUUCCAUCACCAUCGAUUCACCUUUUCCUCUCUACUGCCUCGUUAAUGGCUUCUCCAGUGGCCUAAUUGAGCUAUAGUGGUCAGUAAGCUUCACAUAUAAGUUGGUAAGUGCAAAUUAUGGAACAAGCAGAGCCAGGCUGCAGUGGAGCAGAAGCAGUGUUAAAUCUUCAACCCAACUCUUCAAUUGCUAUUGCUUAUCACCCUCUCUUUGGUACUCAUGAUGAUCUGAUGCUCCUUGAGCUUGACGAGAAACUCCUUCCCGAGGUACUUCAACAAAGGGUUACUUUAAGAGGUCAACCGGAUGAAGACGCAGUUCUUUGCACUCAGUCGAAAACUUACGCCAUAAAGUUUGUUGGAACUUCUAAUUCUUCUUUCCUUAUACCCCCAUCAGAUCAAUUUGCACUGUCAGAAAGUUCACUAGAUUGCAAUGGCAAAUUUCAUGACCAGCAACUUCUUGCACCUGUCAUUAAGGUUGCACCUGGUAACAUGGAACUCGUUGAAGUUUCUCCAAAGCUUGAUAAGCUCAAGUUGCUUCUCUUACAGAAUCCCCUCAGGUCUGAGGAGGUCCUAGAAACGCAGGAUUUGGAUGUGGAAAAAAAUACAACUGGAUUGUAUAGAUGGGAUGAUCUUGUCGACAGAGUUCAGGCGAGCAAUGAUGAACUGAGAACUAGUUUGUUAGCUCUUUCAGCUGUAGAGAUUGAUGGUUAUUGGAGAGUUGUCGAUGAGAAGUACAUGGACAUCAUUCUAAGGAUGCUUUUGCACAAUUUGGUAUUGAAUGACUGGUCAUUAGAUGCACUUAAUGAAGGUGAAGUUGUGAGUGUGCUAGCUUCUGAUGGAUUUCCGCCCAAGCUUGCCCGCCAUUGUUUGGAUGUUUAUGGUAGCAAGAUCGAUGGCGUUGUGGGCACAAGUAACAUGUGGAAGUUGGAUGAAAGGCGAGUAUGUGUGCAUUUUGCAAGAGAGAUUUUGAAAGCGGGGAAAAAGAAGAUGGAAAAUUUUAUGGGAGAAUGGCUGAAAGAGAUUCCAGAUGGUAUGCAGGCAAGUUUUGAUAUGUUGGAAGGUGAGGUUUUGACAGAGAAACUUGGUGUCGACAUGUGGGUUCGAGCAUUCAGUGUUUCUUCUUUGCCGUCAACUCCAGCUGAGCGCUUCCUCAUGCUCUUUAGGGAGCGGGCAAAAUGGGAGUGGAAAGAUUUAUACCCAUACAUCAGGGAUCUAAAGGUACCUGGUCUUUCUUCUGAAGCUUUGUUGCUCAAAUACACAAGAAGAUCGCAACCGAGCCCUGAUGCUGAACCUAUUUUUAGUGCCAGAUAGUGCCAAAUGGUGCCCUUGCUGGUUUUUUAAGGCACUUUGCAACCUAAUAAGUGAAUUGUUUCAAGUGGUUUAGGUUGUGCAUACUUUUUUGUUAUAUAUGAGAUCUGGUCGGUCAUACAAUCUAGGAAACUAAAGCGAGAGUGUGAGCACAUUUGUUAUGUGAUUAGUGUUGCUUCAGUGUCAAUUGAAGCUGCAACAGUUACUCAAGUCUCUCGCUAAGCUAGUUAGUUUCAUCGAAGGAGACAGUAGAAGAGCUUCCUGGACCCAUUAGUUCUGACUAAUUUUUCCUUUUUGCUGUAACGAGUUGUUUCUUUCCUGUUAAGAUUGAAUGGGAUUAUUUUUUUCAAUUA